This is a messenger RNA of Acanthosepion pharaonis, 1086 nucleotides long. The record is from the annotation of a GenBank genome assembly. NCBI's taxonomy places the organism in Eukaryota, Metazoa, Mollusca, Cephalopoda, Sepiida, Sepiidae.
AUGGAUAUUUUUGUGAAUAGGCUUUGUCCACGGUGUUUCAUUUCUUCAUACUUCUUAUAUUUUCUUCUUCUUCUUCUUCUUCUUCUUCUUCUUCUUCUUCUUCUUCUUCUUAUUAUUAUUAUUAUUAUUAUUAUUAUUCUGUAUAAUCAGACGUCAUAUAUUUUCUUCUUUUUUUCUCUCUUUUUAUCUCAUAGUAAUUUUCAUCUUCAUCGUAAUUUUUUCAGUACAUUCAUACGUCAUAUAUUUUCCUCUUCUUCUUCUUUUUCUUCUUCUUCUUCUUCUUCUUCUUCUUCUUCUUCUUAUUAUUAUUAUUAUUAUUAUUAUUAUUAUUAUUAUUAUUAUUAUUAUUAUUCUGUACAACCCCUUUUUGUUCUUCCCAUUUGUUUUCCGUUAAAUUACUAUUCUACUUCAUUCUUUUUCUUCUUUCAGCUUCCCUUACAAUAUUUCUUCUUCUUCUUCUUCUUCUUCUUCUUCUUCUUCUUCUUCUUCUUCUUCUUCUUCUCAUUCACGUUAUUCUUCUUUCUUUCUUUCCUUCCAUCCAUCCUUUCUAUUUUCUCAAAUAUAUUCCUUUUACUCACAAUAGGUUUCAAGGUCACGCGGGUGAUAAGCCGGAGCCUGACUGAUGCCGUGCUUCUUUUUACGGGGACAAUUACUGUCUCUUCUCCCGACGUAUCUUCUCUCGUCAUUGCGAUACCCACCGAGUUAUCAGGCUUCGAACUUUCCUGGAGCGAUCCCUUUCACAGUUCUGCGGCAUCUCUCGACUAUGCCAUUCCCCGACGGCGCGUGCGCACAUCGCAGCCGGAGUCUGAUACCGUAUUCGUUUUAAAACCGCCUAAAGCGUUGGCAGAAACUUUCUUUUUAUCGGCGAAUAUCUCGAAUGUUGGAGCUUUGAUGGCAGAAAACCGAUUACCACUCUAUAUUUCUUUUUCUUUCUUGUUAUAUUGCCUUCUCCCUAUACUUACAUUUCUUCUUUCUUUCUUUCUUUCUUUCUUUCUUUCUUUCUUUCACCUUUCUUUCUUUAUCAUUAGCUUUUCUUCCAUCAUUCUCAUCCCUUUCUCGCCGCGCCUAAUUUAUUCAUACUUAUGA